AGAGAGACUUCUUGGAGAUCCGUCGAGAGUUGCGACGACUUAGGCUACUAGCAAGCUCCCAGCUCUCCAGAGGCUCGAUGGAAGAAAAGAAGAGGAUGCCCACUCGCUCGAUCUUUCCAUCGUCAUCAAUGGGAUCCGCACUGUCGUCGAUGGCGCGGGUGAUGAUGCGGAAGCUGGACGGCCCGCCGCCGGCUUUCGUGCACGACCUGCACCGCGAGGAGCAGACGCUCCAGGAACGCUCCAUGUGCGGCUGCGGCAAGCCACCGGCGUCGACGCCUUGCCGUCAGCGCACCGAAGAGGAGCGCGACGCCUCCAUCAUCGGCCACGUCCACCACGCCCUCCGCCACUACAACGCCACCAACCCGGGCUCGGAGUUCGUCCCCAUCAAGCCAUUGAUGGCCGCGUACGUGGGCUUCGAAGGCCACAUCUGGGUCCACGUCAGCUUCGUGGCUCGCGGGAGGAAGAUCGUCAGCGGCAAACGGAGGCGCAACACUGUCAGCGACACCGUCACCGACGAGCACUUCUUCGCGGAGCUGCGCUACAGCCACCGCAGCUCCGACGCGCCGGCCGUCGAAACAUGCACCAUCGUCGAUAAGAAGCCGCGCCACAGCCACUUGAAGACCUCGUGUACAUUUUGCCCAGAAAGCUUUGAGAUCUUGCACCCUCUUGACGGGAGCUUCGUGUGCAGAAAGAAGACCCAAGCAAAUGAGGGGCAAGGUUUCACGCACUUCAUGAAUCUGCUUGAGAAGCCGUUCACAUGCCCCACUGCCGGUGCAGAAGACAAGGAGGAUGCGGCAGCUCCGGAGGAACAGAAAGCUCCAGAGGAACAGAAGGAGGAACAUAGUAGCACCAUGAGCCGGCCUUUCUCCUCCUUUGAUUUUUUUCGUAAUCUCAUGACAAGGGUUUUGCCGGCCUUUGACGAUAAUCUUGUGUUCUAGAGUAGUAGCGGAUCUACAUGAGAAGUCAAUGUAAUGAGUUCAUGUUAGACUCGAUCAAAAGUAUAUGUCAAUUUAGUGAAGGAUUUUGUAAAUGUUCUGGUCGUGUCAAUCAUUUUGCCACUUCAGGAAGGCCUGUUCUCUAGAAGCUCUUCAAGUUUGGGUCGAACACCAUCUCUAAGUUAGACUUUUUCUAUAAUACAUCUC
Triticum aestivum (bread wheat) is the source of this 1142-nucleotide messenger RNA. RefSeq lists its product as uncharacterized. NCBI's taxonomy places the organism in Eukaryota, Viridiplantae, Streptophyta, Magnoliopsida, Poales, Poaceae. The transcript is spliced from 3 exons. The record is from RefSeq and is a predicted model, not a curated record. Bases 78 to 938 code for a protein of 286 amino acids.